This is a messenger RNA of Megachile rotundata (alfalfa leafcutting bee), 1098 nucleotides long. RefSeq lists its product as uncharacterized. Gene Ontology annotation, cellular component: endoplasmic reticulum; membrane. Gene Ontology annotation, molecular function: 1-acylglycerol-3-phosphate O-acyltransferase activity. Gene Ontology annotation, biological process: phosphatidic acid biosynthetic process. NCBI's taxonomy places the organism in Eukaryota, Metazoa, Arthropoda, Insecta, Hymenoptera, Megachilidae. The record is from RefSeq and is a predicted model, not a curated record.
AUGUAUACUAUAUUAGCAAAUGCUGUCUAUUUUUCGACGGUAUUUCUGAUUAUUGUUAUCCUACUGGCGAUUGCUGCUUCUUGUGAACCACUGAGAUACUACGUUAAAUUUGCUUUUAUCAUAAUAGCUACUGCUAUACCAGCAAGUAUGCAUUGGCCUUUCAUGUUACUACGAAUCGGAGACUGGAGAAAUGCACUGCUAUUAACAUGGAUUGUCAAGACAGCGGUGAAAUUAAUAGGACUGAGAUUUGAGAUUCGUGGGAAAGAAAAUAUUGUUAAAGAUUCGGGCAGCAUUGUAUUAAUCAACCAUCAAAUUGUAGGAGAAUUGUGGCAUUUGCUGGAGAGGUGUGCCGCUGUCGUGAAGAAAGAACUUAUUUAUUAUGGAACGUUUGGAUUAGCAGCUUGGCUCUCUGGAACUAUCUUUGUCGAUAGAGAAAAUAGUAAAGCUCAAGCAAAAAUGAAUGCAAUAGUCAAACAUAUAAAAGAUGUAAAGGCAAAUGUAUUAAUAUAUCCGGAAGGUCAUCGACAUAGUAAUUUUACGCUGUUACCUUUUAAAAAGGGCGCGUUUCACUUAGCCAUUGAUACGCAAUUACCAAUACAACCUGUUAUUGUUUCAAAGUAUUAUUUUCUGAAUUCCAAGCGAAAAAUAUUUAAUUCCGGUACAAGUUAUAUUAACAUUCUACCUGCCAUUCCUACGAAAGGUUUAACAAAAGAAGAUCUUCCAAAACUUAUGGAGGAUACAUAUAGAAUUAUGAAUAAACGCUUCACAGAAACAUCGCAAGAAGCAAUAAAUGAGCACAUAAAUUCUUUCGAAGAUGGAAAAUAAGCAAGAUGUGUUUACAGUAACAUCUCAAUAUAAGCGAGAAUGAAUUGUACAAUAUAAUUUCACUUAUAUGGAUAUUAUUAAUUUAUAUUGCGUAAAUUAAUUUCGCUUAUAUUGUGACUCUGCUGUGAUAGUUUGUUCAAAGUAAUUUUACAAACAAUAGAGAAAGCGGUUAAAAUAGGGGGCUGAGUGGUAAUGAUGUAUGCACUAAUUUAUUUGAAGUACAACUGUGAAAACACGAAACAUGUAUAAUAAUAUAUAUUUGAAAAAAUAAUC